AUGCUAUCUUCAUCCAACAGUAACGAGCCUCAUCAUCAGUUUCCUCGCAGAGUAAGCUUCGAUUUGAGCCACAAUACUGUUUAUCUUCUACCUACAUUGGAACAAUGUCGUGAUGCCGCCAAGCAAAGAAGUCGAGAAGAAUGGCAACGCAAAACACUCAAUGAAGACAUGUUGAGCGAAGAUAUCAUUGUGGAAAUCCAAGAAGAUUGUUCUGCUGGCUCUCGUGAUUCUGAAGAAGAAGGUGAAUCAGCUCAUCCUGAACCUGUUCCCACCAAAAGCUGUUUGAAAAAACCACCUGUUGUAACUGUCACCACCUCAACUCUGAAAAAGAAGACCAGCAAUAGUAAGAAGAACCAAAAGAAGAGAAAGAGAAACCAUGCUGCUACUGCUGCUCACAAGCAAAAUUUGCAAAGCGUUAUUUCUGUACAUUGA
This is a messenger RNA of Mucor velutinosus, 432 nucleotides long. RefSeq names its product GTPase-activating protein gyp8. NCBI's taxonomy places the organism in Eukaryota, Fungi, Mucoromycota, Mucoromycetes, Mucorales, Mucoraceae. The transcript is spliced from 2 exons. The record is from RefSeq and is a predicted model, not a curated record. The coding region runs from base 1 to 432 and encodes 143 amino acids.